AUGGUGAGGUGGAAGGAGUGGGCGGAAGGCCUACACCGGCUGACCAAGGCCACGAUAAUUCCUUCCCCGAAGCCAAGCAGCCCCCCAGCCCCGUGCAGCCCCAGCCUGCCUCCCGCCACCCAGCUGCCCGCCAUGCCCUCCAGCGGCCCCGGGGACACCAGCAGCUCCGCUCCGGAGCGGGACGAGGACCGUAAGGAGGGAGACGAGCAGGAGGAGGCCCGUGGCAAGGACGAGCGGCAGGAGCCCAGCACAACCACGCGGAAAGUGGGGCGGCCGGGACGAAAACGCAAGCAUCCCCCGGUGGAGAACAGCGAGGGGCCCAAGGACCCCGCAGUGGCCUCCAAGUCCCCAUCCAUGGCCCAGGACUCCGGCCCCCCAGAACUGGUGCCCAACGGGGACCUGGAGAAGCAGCGGAGUGAACCCCAGCCGGAGGAGGGGAGCCCCGCCGCAGGGCAGAAGGGUGGAGGCCCCGCCGAGGGAGAGGGGGCCGCCGACACCCCACCCGAAGCUUCCAGGGCGGUGGAGAACGGCUGCUGCACCCCCAAGGAUGGCCGAGGGGGCCCCAACGAAGAGGGCAAAGAACAGAAGGAGACCAACAUCGAGCCCAUGAAAAUGGAGGGCUCCCGGGGCCGGCUGCGGGGCGGCCUGGGCUGGGAGUCCAGCCUUCGCCAGCGGCCCAUGCCGAGGCUCACCUUCCAGGCGGGGGAUCCCUACUACAUCAGCAAGCGCAAGCGGGACGAGUGGCUGGCACGCUGGAAACGGGAGGCUGAGAAGAAGGCCAAGGUCAUUGCAGUAAUGAACGCGGUGGAGGAGAGCCAGGGCUCUGGCGAGACUCAGAAGGUGGAAGAAGCCAGCCCGCCUGCCAUGCAGCAACCCACAGACCCGGCCUCCCCCACCGUGGCCACCACGCCCGAACCUGUGGCUGCCGAUGCUGGGGACAAGAACGCCACCAAAGCCACCGACGAUGAGCCCGAAUACGAGGACGGCCGGGGCUUUGGCAUUGGGGAGCUGGUGUGGGGGAAACUACGGGGCUUUUCCUGGUGGCCGGGUCGCAUCGUGUCCUGGUGGAUGACCGGACGGAGCCGAGCCGCUGAAGGCACACGCUGGGUCAUGUGGUUCGGAGACGGCAAGUUCUCAGUGGUGUGCGUGGAGAAGCUGAUGCCGCUGAGCUCCUUCUGCAGCGCCUUCCACCAGGCCACCUAUAACAAGCAGCCCAUGUACCGCAAAGCCAUCUACGAGGUCCUGCAGGUGGCCAGCAGCCGUGCGGGCAAGCUGUUCCCCACCUGUCAUGACAACGACGAGAGUGACACAGGCAAGGCUGUGGAAGCACAGAACAAGCAGAUGAUCGAGUGGGCCCUGGGGGGCUUCCAGCCCUCUGGCCCCAAAGGCCUGGAGCCCCCAGAAGAGGAGAAGAAUCCAUAUAAAGAAGUCUACACAGACAUGUGGGGUGAGCCUGAGGCGGCUGCCUAUGCACCACCCCCGCCAGCCAAAAAGCCAAGAAAGAGCACCACAGAGAAGCCUAAGGUCAAGGAGAUCAUCGACGAGCGCACCAGAGAGCGACUGGUGUACGAAGUGCGGCAGAAGUGCCGGAAUAUCGAGGACAUUUGCAUCUCCUGCGGGAGCCUCAAUGUCACCCUGGAACACCCUCUGUUCAUCGGAGGAAUGUGCCAGAACUGCAAGAACUGCUUCCUGGAGUGUGCGUACCAGUAUGAUGACGACGGCUACCAGUCCUACUGCACCAUCUGCUGCGGGGGUCGCGAGGUGCUCAUGUGUGGGAACAACAACUGCUGCAGGUGCUUUUGCGUGGAAUGUGUGGAUCUUCUGGUGGGGCCGGGCGCGGCGCAGGCGGCCAUCAAGGAAGACCCCUGGAACUGUUACAUGUGUGGGCACAAGGGCACCUACGGGCUGCUGCGGCGACGGGACGACUGGCCCUCCCGGCUCCAGAUGUUCUUCGCUAACAAUCACGAUCAGGAAUUUGACCCACCGAAGGUUUACCCACCGGUGCCUGCCGAGAAGAGGAAGCCCAUCCGGGUGCUCUCUCUCUUUGACGGAAUUGCCACGGGGCUCCUGGUGCUGAAGGACCUGGGCAUUCAGGUGGACCGCUACAUUGCAUCGGAGGUGUGCGAGGACUCUAUCACCGUGGGCAUGGUGCGCCACCAGGGGAAGAUCAUGUACGUCGGGGACGUCCGCAGCGUCACGCAGAAGCAUAUCCAGGAGUGGGGCCCGUUCGACCUGGUGAUCGGGGGCAGUCCCUGCAACGACCUGUCCAUCGUCAACCCCGCCCGCAAGGGGCUCUAUGAGGGCACGGGCCGGCUCUUCUUUGAGUUCUACCGCCUCCUGCACGAUGCGCGGCCCAAGGACGGAGACGAUCGCCCCUUCUUCUGGCUCUUCGAGAACGUGGUAGCCAUGGGCGUCAGUGACAAGAGGGACAUCUCGAGGUUUCUUGAGUCCAACCCCGUGAUGAUCGAUGCCAAAGAGGUGUCAGCAGCACACAGGGCCCGCUACUUCUGGGGGAACCUUCCCGGCAUGAACAGACCCUUGGCGUCCACUGUGAAUGACAAGCUGGAGCUGCAGGAGUGUUUGGAGCAUGGCCGCAUCGCCAAGUUCAGUAAAGUGAGGACCAUUACUACGAGGUCAAACUCCAUAAAGCAGGGCAAAGACCAGCAUUUCCCCGUCUUCAUGAACGAGAAGGAGGACAUCCUAUGGUGCACUGAGAUGGAAAGGGUGUUCGGCUUCCCGGUCCACUAUACCGACGUGUCCAACAUGAGCCGCCUGGCCAGGCAGAGACUGCUGGGCCGGUCCUGGAGCGUGCCGGUCAUCCGCCACCUCUUCGCUCCACUGAAGGAAUAUUUCGCCUGUGUGUAAGGGACACGUGGGGGCCAACUGA
Messenger RNA from Suncus etruscus (white-toothed pygmy shrew), 2887 nucleotides. RefSeq names its product DNA methyltransferase 3 alpha (gene DNMT3A). Lineage: Eukaryota; Metazoa; Chordata; Mammalia; Eulipotyphla; Soricidae. Gene Ontology annotation, molecular function: DNA (cytosine-5-)-methyltransferase activity. The transcript has 23 exons. The record is from RefSeq and is a predicted model, not a curated record. Bases 1 to 2865 code for a protein of 954 amino acids. Gene Ontology annotation, cellular component: cytoplasm; nucleus. Gene Ontology annotation, biological process: negative regulation of DNA-templated transcription.